AUGGCAGAGCUUUCUACGGACGCAUACUGGCGAGCGCCGCCCAUUGCUAGAACUGUUGCGACCGUUACCUUUGGUCUAUCCUGCGCUGUACACACAGGAGUCCUUGCCGCGGAUUUCUUCUCCUAUGACAUCCACUACUUGUUUCGGGUCCCUCCGCAAGUUUGGCGUAUCGUAACAUGCUUCUUGAUUACCUUCCCAAACCUGGGAAUCCUAUUUGACACUUUCCACAUGUACAUGUACAUGAGUCAGCUGGAGAGAGGUCAUCCGCGAUUGUCUCGACGAGAAGAUUUCGUCUGGUACUUGACUUUCGUUGGCGGAACAAUUCUGAUACUGAGUCACCUGACAGGCUUCGGGUUUGGAGUAUUGACGCAAGCACUUCUCCUUGCCAUGGCCUACACCGUAACCCAGGAGCAGCGAGGACAGCAAACGAACUACAUGUUCAUCAACAUCCCGUCCCAGCUUGUGCCGUUCGCCAUGAUGGCGAUCAACCUUUUCUUCCCCGGUGGUAUUGGCAUCGUAUUGCUGCAGCUUCAUGGACUUGCAGCGGCACACCUGUAUCUGUUCCUCAGCAAAAUCUGGCCCGAGGUCGCAGGUGGCCGGAACUGGAUUCAGACUCCUGCGUUUAUUAGUUCGUUGGUGAAUGGGGUAGCACCAGCACCAGCACCGCAACGACCAGCAGCAGCUGGAGCCAGAGUACCUGAUGCAGCAUCCGGUCGAAGCAGUGGUGCGUCUCGUGGACCAUUGCCAGACUCGUGGCGGACAAGAGGACCUGGGCAACGCCUAGGCUGA
This is a messenger RNA of Trichoderma aggressivum f. europaeum, 789 nucleotides long. RefSeq lists its product as uncharacterized. Gene Ontology annotation, molecular function: misfolded protein binding; ubiquitin-specific protease binding. Gene Ontology annotation, biological process: endoplasmic reticulum unfolded protein response. NCBI's taxonomy places the organism in Eukaryota, Fungi, Ascomycota, Sordariomycetes, Hypocreales, Hypocreaceae. The record is from RefSeq and is a predicted model, not a curated record. The coding region runs from base 1 to 789 and encodes 262 amino acids. The transcript is spliced from 3 exons. Gene Ontology annotation, cellular component: Hrd1p ubiquitin ligase ERAD-L complex; endoplasmic reticulum membrane.